Messenger RNA from Manis pentadactyla (Chinese pangolin), 797 nucleotides. RefSeq names its product cornichon family AMPA receptor auxiliary protein 4 (gene CNIH4). NCBI's taxonomy places the organism in Eukaryota, Metazoa, Chordata, Mammalia, Pholidota, Manidae. The record is from RefSeq and is a predicted model, not a curated record. Bases 16 to 630 code for a protein of 204 amino acids. The transcript has 5 exons. Gene Ontology annotation, biological process: endoplasmic reticulum to Golgi vesicle-mediated transport. Gene Ontology annotation, cellular component: endoplasmic reticulum membrane; COPII-coated ER to Golgi transport vesicle.
ACUACAUUUCCUAGCAUGCAUCAGAAACGCAGGGGUAGGUUUUUCCCAAAAGAUGGAAUACAACUCCCGGCGUGCUGUGCCUCAGCGGCGUGGACCGCCCGCCCCUCAGGCGGGCGCAGGCCUGUCAGCGUGGCUUGUCAGGGGAGGCCUCUCAAGAACGGGCCGUCAGGGGCGGGCCUAUCAGGGGCGGGGAGUACCGCCGGUGUGCCGGAAGGAGCGGUGUCGGCCGUGGCAGCGGAGGAUGGAGGCUGUGGUGUUCGUUUUCUCUCUCCUCGACUGCUGCGCGCUUAUCUUCCUCUCAGUGUACUUCAAAUAAAACAAAUCAGAGUGGAACAACUUGUGGAGAAGUGGAUAAUUCCAGAAUUGAUUGGCCAUACCAUUGUCACUGUGUUGAUGCUCAUUUCAUUGCACUGGUUCAUCUUCCUUCUCAACUUGCCUGUUGCCACUUGGAAUAUAUAUAGGUUCAUUAUGGUGCCAAGUGGUAACAUGGGAGUGUUUGAUCCCACAGAAAUACACAACAGAGGGCAGCUGAAGUCACACAUGAAAGAGGCCAUGGUCAAGCUUGGUUUCCACUUGCUCUGCUUCUUCAUGUACCUUUAUAGUAUGAUUUUAGCCUUGAUAAAUGACUGAAGCUGGAGGUGCCAUGCCUGAGCAGUCUCACCACAGCACACGGUGGAGGAGCCAGAGGCUACUCAUGCCAUCCUUGGGACGGUGAUCAGAGCAGUGUAUUUUCCUCUUUGAACAAAAAAGUAUUUUUGCUGUAUUUUUACCAUAUAAAGUAUUUUAAAAAAUGCAAA